Messenger RNA from Osmia bicornis bicornis, 2975 nucleotides. RefSeq names its product egl nine homolog 1 (gene Hph). The transcript has 5 exons. Gene Ontology annotation, molecular function: peptidyl-proline 4-dioxygenase activity; L-ascorbic acid binding; ferrous iron binding. The coding region runs from base 102 to 1565 and encodes 487 amino acids. Gene Ontology annotation, biological process: cellular response to hypoxia; peptidyl-proline hydroxylation to 4-hydroxy-L-proline. NCBI's taxonomy places the organism in Eukaryota, Metazoa, Arthropoda, Insecta, Hymenoptera, Megachilidae. The record is from RefSeq and is a predicted model, not a curated record. Gene Ontology annotation, cellular component: cytoplasm; nucleus.
CCGAUAGCAAAGUAGUACCGUACGCAGAUCGAGUGCGUGUGUGACUUCCCUCAUUGGAGAAAUGUCGUCGACACUCGUGGCCGCGAAAUAAACGACGAAACAUGUCCGGACCGACAGUCAGUCGUGCGCAGACACCCGGCGGUGAUGUUCAAAUAGGUGCAACGGUGGGCUGUGUAGUCUGUAAUAGAACUGACAAGCUGUUAAGGUGUUCACGGUGCAAGGCCGUCUCCUAUUGCACCCAAGAACACCAAAGGCGGGAUUGGAAACGUCACAAAGAAUUUUGUGCGACUCAUUCGGUGCGAUCGAUCGUACCAGAUUCAGUUGCAACGUCUAAGCAAAAUUCCGUUCUGGAAUUGAGCAAGGACUCCUCCUCCCUCAGGAAUUGCCAGUUUUCAAAUACACCAAUAGUUUCUAACCUAAACGAGAAACCAGUGUCAGAAACAACGCGGGGAUCGGAGGAUGCUGCUCAAGAAGUUCAUUACAAUGCGAAACAUUCUGGAGGAGUAAAUAAACAGGCAGAAAAAGUGAGGGAACUGUUGGAUUGUAAAGAACGUCAAAAUCCUAAGAGGAAAUCUAGCGGUACCAAAACAAAAGGUAGCCGUACUAACAGAGUAGACGGAUGGACUUCUCCGAUAACGUACGAAGGAAGUUCAGAAGACACAAUCCUAGGUGCCAGAGCUGAAUUAUUGAAUCCUGUCUUAGAAAGUUCAAGAAUCCUUGAUAACUUGCAGGACAAUGCAUUAGACAUGCCUACACAACAUCACAACGGUAUGAAGAACUUCCCAGAGGUUCAUUUCACUCACGAUGAAGAACUUUUACCACCUUUCCUCCACAAAAACAAGUAUAAUCUUGAAGAGCUAAUAGACGAAAUAUGCAGAAAUGUGAUUAGAGACAUGGAUGAAUACGGUAUGUGUGUGGUAGACAAUUUUCUAGGAGCAGAGAAAGGUCUUGCAGUGCUAAACGAAGUUUUAAAUAUGUAUAGUGCUGGAUUAUUUAAAGAUGGACAGUUGGUUUCUAAUAAAGCAGGUGCAAACGACUUAAAGACAAUUCGUGGUGAUCAAAUAACAUGGUUAGAUGGAAAAGAAAAACAAUGUCAGAAUAUUGGGAUGCUUAUAUCCCAAGUGGAUGCCAUCAUUAUGAGGGCAAAUAAAAUGUGUAACAAUGGAAAAAUGGGCAACUACACAAUCAAUGGAAGGACAAAGGCGAUGGUGGCUUGUUAUCCUGGUCACGGUUCGCAUUACGUGAAACACGUGGACAAUCCUAAUCGAGAUGGACGAUGCAUCACAGCCAUAUACUAUCUCAACCGGGAUUGGGAUAUCAAGAAAAAUGGUGGCCUGUUGAGGAUAUUUCCAGAAGGCUGGCGUGAUCAGGUAGCGAACAUCGAGCCGCUUUUCGAUAGAAUACUCUUCUUCUGGUCCGACAGGAGAAAUCCGCACGAAGUACAGCCAGCAUACAAAACCAGAUAUGCAAUCACUUUGUGGUACUUCGACGCCGAAGAAAGAAAUCAAGCUUGUCGAAGAUAUCAAAGAGAAAGAGAACUAUACGCGAAGAAGGAAAGUUCGUGAGACAUGGAGUUUAAAGGACCGUUACACCAUCCGUCGACUGAAAGUGUAACUCUACUAGCUAAACAUACACACCUGUACAUAGUUACACGAAGAAAGCGCUGGUACAUAAGCUAUUAUGUAUUAUUCUGUAUUAUGAUAUAGUCGAUUGCAGGUGAUACGAACAUUUGAGCAUAAAAAAUGUUAAGAAAGUGCAAUAGAUGUAAGCGCGUUCUUUUUUUCUUUUUUUUACAUUGCGGCACUGUAAUAUAUUCGAUAAGUGAGUGCACGUAGCUCUUACGGCGAUUCACAAUUACACAUAUUAUUAAUCUGCGUUAUUCUAACACUUUAACGCUCACACUCUAAUCGAACGUUUGAGAAGUAAAGAAAAAAAAAAAAAAUUAGCAUUCGCUUGCCACGGUUGAAAGUUUGUUAGUUUCCAAUAUUUGGAGCAUUAAGAAUUCAUACAUAUAGCAUUCGUAAUUCGUAUACGAACGCUAAGGUACAUAGUGUACAGUGAAAAAAAAAAUAGUAUGCGCGCGCGCGUGUGUGUAUGUGUGUGUAUAUGGGUAAAACAAGAGUGAAAAUUUGUGUGAAAGAAAUGAAGCGAUUUGAAUAAUAAAAAUGAUGUUUCUAUCGCAAAACUUUGCUAAAAAAUUGUCUUAAUUAUUAUAUUUCAAAUACAUUUGUUCCCCUUUGACUUCGGUGUAUAGCUGGGGUAUUGUUACUGCAGGAGAUUGUAACGACUCGCAAAUUGUAUUGUCAUAAUUUUAUUAUCGCAUCUCAUGUGUUACACGUUGUUCUACGAAGUUAUAAUCAUUGAUGUUUGAUUGAACGGCCAGUAAUUAACUUAUGCUUCCAGCGCAGUGAAUUGAGAUAUGUCGGGGCCCAGUCUGUACCUGUAAUAUUGUUGUGUACAUUGCGGAAAAAAAGGUAGAAACACUGUGUUUAAUAUUGUAUGUAUCUAUUUAUAUAAAUCGGUAAGAGAACAAAAGUAAACAAAAAACAAACAAAAAAUAAAUGCGUACUUCCUGUGUCCCACAUAGAAAGUCUGAGAUACAACUUCGUUAGUCAAAUCUGAGAGAGAAGUAAAAAGAGUGUGUUGAGUUCUUUUUUUCUGAGGUGUAUUAUGUUAAAUAUUAAACUUAUUUGUUCGAUAAGACUAUCGUUAGUAAGUUAUUGAAUUUCUCUUUCGCUGUAUUAUAGGACACGGAGGACCAACAAAUUACCCCAGUAUCCUCAACGAGUGAUUAAGCUAUUUUCGAUGAUCGAACUUAAUUUAAUAUGCUCUUACUUUAGUUGUAAAAAAAAAAAAACAAAAAAGAAAGAAAAAAAAUUGUUGUGGAUUAAGUUAUGAACUGAACACGCAUUUUUUAAGUAUUGUAAAACUGAUGAGAAUUGUGAUGUGAAAAUAAAUAUUGUAUAAAAUUGGCA